Molecule: messenger RNA, 3036 nt
Organism: Ectocarpus sp. CCAP 1310/34
Lineage: Eukaryota; Phaeophyceae; Ectocarpales; Ectocarpaceae
Source: the annotation of a GenBank genome assembly
UUCCCCCGCUCCCCCGCACGGCACCCGCGGCCGGGGAGAUGGCGUAACAUCGGCACCACGCAUACAUCCCAUAUGCUGGGUCGUUGUGGAAGUACUCACAAACACGAUCAUCCCGCCAUUUCAACUCUGUGGCGGCUGGCGACGUGAUGAACGGCUUCGUCCGAACGCUAUCCUUGAUAGUGCUGUCGUCAGUCAUUCUGAAUGAGGGGCUAUCGAGCAAGAUUAGCUGGAUGGCGCCUUCGGGAAUCGAGCCAAUGACUUACGUGACUGAAACGUCAUAUCUGCCGCUGAGUGUUCCUAGGAGGGCUGGCAAUUUCCACCCAACUACCCGGGUAGAGGGCGCGGAAGGCUUGGGUCGACAGGACGAGUGUGGUCCACGUGACGCCCGAACCGUUUCAGAGCACGCUGGGCGGGAUGGGAACUGCUGUGAAGUUUCUGUCUGUGGCACACUCGGAAAGACCGCUCUCAAAUCGGCCGCUAUACUCCGAGGUGGGGAGCUAGAACCGAAGCGUCACUUGCCUCCGUCCGACGGCGGUGGUGCGACAAAUGACGCAAGAGAUCGUUCCGCCACGUUACUGUUCGCGGAGGGCUCCUCUGUGCGUGCUGAGCGAUCGAAGGGCCCGCGUUCGUUGGAGAACCACAUGGGUGCAGGGUUAAAGUCUGCAAACGCGGAGGACACCACCAGCACACAGUAUGUGUCGGAGUGCCUCUUGCCUACUCCCCGGGGGAAAUUUCGGCUGAGAUCGUACAGGCACGAAGGACACGGUCGGUCGAUGGAGCCAGUGGUCAUGGUGGCGGGAGACCUUCAGGACUUGGAAGGGGUGCCCGUCCGAGUUCAUGACCAAUGUCUGACGUCUGAGGUGCUGGGUUCACUUCGAUGCGACUGCAAGGAACAACUCGAGCUUGCACUGGACUAUAUUUCGGAGCAUGGUGGUUGCGUGAUCUACAUGCAACAGGAGGGUAGGGGCAUCGGCCUCGCCAACAAGGUUGCGGCGUAUGCCCUUCAGGACGGCGGCUUGGAUACUGUGGACGCUAACCGACACCUCGGGUUCGACGAUGAUCUACGCUCGUAUGAGGCCGUCGAGCACAUUCUGGCCGACAUGGGUAUCAAGAGCAUCAAGUUGAUGACGAACAAUCCUUUCAAGCUCAAGUGCCUGAAAUCGAUGGGAAUCAAGGUUCUCAGCCGCAUCCCCAUGCUGGUCCCUCCUAAUGUGCACAGCCUAGCAUACCUUCGGGCAAAGGCGCACCGCAUGAGCCACGUUCUUCAUCAACUGGAUGACGUUGAGAUUCUGAGUGAAUCGCCGUCGGGUGGCGCCACCGCGCCGGUGGCUCUUCCGCUGAACGAGGUUGGGGCGAUUCGGGGUGGGGAAAGCACGAGGGGAAGCGAGGAGGCGGAGCCGGACGAGGAAGGGUACGCCUUUGGACGGGACUCAGUCCUGGCAGCCAUUGAGGCUGUGAGGUCAGGGAAAUGCGUUGUUGUAACGGAUGAUGAAGGGAGGGAGAACGAGGGCGAUCUCGUGUUCGCAGCGGAAAAGGCCACUGAAGAUUUGCUGGCUUUCACAAUACGUCACACCAGCGGUGUUAUUUGUGCCUCGCUUGGAGCCAGGCGGCUUCAGGAAUUGCGUUUGCCUCAGAUGGUGGAAAACAAUGAAGACCCUAAAAUGACGGCCUUCGCGAUUACGGUUGACGCCAAAUUUGGCACGAGCACUGGAAUCAGCGCAGGCGACCGGGCCACCACACUCCGUGCAUUGGCCGAUCCGGAGGCUGGACCACAAGACUUCAACCGGCCAGGUCAUAUCUUUCCCCUCCGAUACACGCCUGGAGGCGUACUUGAGCGGGGGGGGCACACAGAGGCGGCUGUUGACCUGGCAACCCUAGCGGGCUUAUCACCGGUUGGCGUGCUAUGUGAGAUCACAACCAAGGAUGGGAAAGACAUGGCAAGGGUGCCUGAACUCAAAGAAUUCUGCGCAGAACACGGGCUAGUCCUCACCUCUAUCCAAGACAUGCGUUGCUUGAUACGAGAAAGACAACGAGCUGCUCGUGCCGGCGAGGACCCUGCACCCUACAUUGUGCGGUAGCCACGGGCAAUCAAUUUUUUUGGGUAAAAGCCCUGUACCUGUGGAAGUUGAAGUGUCGCGCCGUAGUGCGCGCCCAGUACCCUUGUCGUAGAGACAUCUGGAGAGGGAUGAUUUUUUACAUAGAGGUGGUAGCAACAUUUAGAACGUCCUACACGCUGAUUGUUUUGCUUCCACGAUUUUCCGAUGUUUCGGAAUGUGUAAGAAGAAGCACUUGGAGUAGGACGCGAGUUAUCAAACACCCCGUGACGAACUAGCGUUGGAAAUUUGUAACAAUAGACGCAAAACGAGUACCUGUGAUGUGAGUUGUGAUACUGAAGCCUCACUCCUAAGGAGAAACAGGUCGUGCUCCCGCUAUCCAUGUGGAUUCAUUGCUAAUUUGUCCCGGACUCUUCAUCUGUGGAUAUACAAUGUAGUAGAUGGAUUCGUUGUACUUCCACGUACUUCGUGAAUGUGUGUUUAUCGUUAGGAUCGACCGCGCUAACCGGCUGAUCAAUGAAAAGACGUCAGUCUCAGUGCGGUUGAAAACACCCAACACUUCUAAAAGCCGUGCACUUGGACCAUGUGAGCGGGGUCCAUGGGGGGUGGGUGGGUGUGUGCGUCCUAUGAAUUCUGGUACCGGCGUACAGGCCUUUCGGUGUAUAUAUACCUUACGUAUCAGCCGGGGUCACACAAGAAGGCCACACAGGAAGGAGCCUUUUCUCUUGUUUCGUUUUGAUACAUGAAUUCCCCACCUCCCCCCCUGCGGCGCUUGCCUUAAUUUUAUUUUUUCAUCGCGAGAAGGGUUCAGAUAACCCUCCCCUUCAUGAAUUAAGACAAAAAUAGUGUUGCGAUAGCAGUGGUGCUAUGCAUGAACAAGAAAAAACCUGGUUUGGGUGUGUUGAUCAUGUGUCUCCGUUCGUGCGCAGGUUUAACCGGCAGUUAUUUUUCUCGUUGAAGCACUGAUGACGAAGAACUACUA